GUAUCUGGGAACCCAAGGAAAGGGGCAGGAAAGGAUAGAAGGAAUGCCUCUAAUGGGGCCUCACCGAACCUCAACCCCAGAUGCCCUUGCUGACAGGGUCACAGAGGGGCCACCACAGGCCUAGGGGGAGCGGAAGGGUGAGCCCAGCCCGCAGUUUUAGAAAGGACAGUGGGCAGGCUAGGACAACCAGCCAGGGGAAGGGGCCCAGCCCUUGCCCCACAGGCAGUAGGGAGGAUCCGCCACUGGAAUGGCUAACCUGCAGCCAAUCACAGUGCCCUGUAGGAAAUACCUAGGAGAGAUCCUUGUGCCUGGGGCGGGUGGGUCGAGCCCAACCCCAGCCCAGCACCAGGCAGCCAGCUCUGUCCCAGCACUACAUCCCAAGGAGGAGAAUCAAUCAGGAGGAGAUUUGAGCAGAGCAAAGCAGGCCACCUGAGUAUGGAGGUCCUGGCCCGACUCAUGCAGGGGCUGCUGCUGGCUGUGUUGGUGGUGAUCCCGACAGCUCAGCCUGGCCUUCUGCUGUCCAUGCUGUCUUCGUCAUCGGAUCAGGGCACUCUGGACCGGGAGGUGCUGGGCAGCCUGUUAAAUACGCUUGCGGCCCGUGUGCACUGCCUUGACGGGCCGUGUGGAAAGUGCCUGUCUAUGGAGGCAGUGCUGGCCCUGGGAGACCUCCAGUCUCCACAGCUCCCCCCAAGACUGGAGGUCAAACAUGUGGCCCGCUUCAGCGCUGCCAUUACCCUCUACCUCAGCAACCCAGAGCUCACCUGUAUGGACAUCGAGGAUGGCUUCUGGGCCACCCGUGCUGACAACCUCCUGGACCUGCUGGGUAAACCCAGCACCCUGACUUCAUGCCUGAAUGAGCUGCUGCAUAGAAUCCAGGACAAGGCAGCAGACCCACCCACUGAGGAGGCGGAAUGUGUGGACCUACACCAGUUGCUGGAGGAGGCAGUGAGGGCUGGGGCCCCUGGCAACCCUGGCCUGAUCCUGGCUGCACUGUUGGACCAUGCCAGGAAUGGGUCCUGCUUCCAGGCCCUGCCCACUCCCCAGUAUUUUGUGGACUUCGUGUUCAGGCAGUACAGUGGAAAUGCUUCCAAUAUGACACUGGCUGAGCUGGAAGUCUUGAUGCAGCACCUGGGGAUAGGUGGAGAGGCAGAGAGCUAUGAUGGCCAUGACAGUGACCACAGCCAUGGUCAUGACCACCAAGACCGUGACAGCCAGGACAAACACCAUAAGCAUGAGCAUGAGAACGAGCACGCCCAUCACCACCAGGAAUACCAUGGUUCCCUGAGGAAGAAGAUGAAGCGACACAGGGAUGUGCCCUACUUCACCCCCAACGGCAGUUCCAACGUGUGGGAUACAUUGUGCCUGAGUGCCAGGGACCUGAUGACUGUGUAUAAGAUCUCUGAGCAAGCUGGGGUGAGCCCUGAGGAUUGGGCAAAGCUGAGCCCUGCCCUGCUCCAACAACAACUGAGUGGUGCCUGCAGCCUGCCACACAGGGUCUCCAUGGAGGGCCGGCUCAGCCAGGCAGAGCAGUACCUCUACGGCUCGCUGGCCACACUGCUCAUCUGCUUCUCUGCAUUGUUCGGUCUUCUGCUUCUGACCUGCUCAAGCUGUAGCACUGCAACCCACUAUGUCCUCCAGACCUUUCUGGGCAUGGCUGUGGGGGCACUCACUGGAGACGCCUUCCUGCACUUGAUGCCCAAGGUGCUCGGGCUGCACGUGCACACCGUGGAGGACCACAGCCACCAUGAUGACAACUCACAACCCACCUGGCGCCUCCUGGCCAUGCUUGGUGGUCUCUAUGUCUUCUUCCUGUUUGAGAAUUUGUUCAAUCUCUUGCUGCCUGUGGAUGCUGAGGAGGACCCAAAGGACGAGUCCUACAACCAUAGUGGGCACAGCCACAGUGUGUCUCUGCAGCUAUCGCCCAGCGAGAUCCGGGUGUCUAAACAACUUCAUGAGGGUUCCCAUGCAGAUCUGGUGUCAGAGGAAAACCCAGAGCUGCUGAACGCAGCACCUCCCAAACUGAGCUCAGAGCUGAGGCUGCUACCCUACAUGAUCACAGUGGGUGACGCGGUGCACAACUUCGCAGACGGGCUGGCCAUCGGCGCCGCCUUCUCGUCCUCUUGGAAGACCGGGCUGGCCACCUCACUGGCUGUGUUCUGCCAUGAGGUGCCCCAUGAGCUGGGAGACUUCGCGGCCCUGCUCCACGUGGGGCUGUCUGUGCGCCGCGCCCUGCUCCUGAACUUGGUCUCGGCGCUCACCGCCUUCACCGGCCUUUACUUGGCGCUCGCGGUUGGUGUCAACGUAGAUGGCGAGUCGUGGAUCCUGGCCAUAGCCACUGGUCUCUUCCUCUACGUAGCGCUCUGCGACAUGCUUCCUGCCAUGCUGAAUGCCCGGGACUCGAGACCUUGGCUCCUCUUCCUUCUGCACAACGUAGGCCUGCUGGGCGGCUGGAUAAUCCUGCUGUUGCUGUCGUUGUAUGAGGACAACAUCAUCCUCUGAGAGUUCCUUGAGCCUUGAUCCUGCCUCCUGACCCGGUGCUAGCUUAGCUCUUCAGACCUAGCAGCGGUUCCUGAUCCUGCAACCCUGAGCCUAAAGCCUCUGUGAUUUGAGCCCGGAACCUCCUUCCUGCAACAAACCCCGCCCCACACCCUGUUGCAAUAAAAACAUUCCUGUCCUUGGA
Messenger RNA from Erinaceus europaeus (western European hedgehog), 2680 nucleotides. It is a transcript of the gene SLC39A4, whose product is annotated as solute carrier family 39 member 4. NCBI's taxonomy places the organism in Eukaryota, Metazoa, Chordata, Mammalia, Eulipotyphla, Erinaceidae. Gene Ontology annotation, molecular function: zinc ion transmembrane transporter activity. The transcript has 12 exons. The record is from RefSeq and is a predicted model, not a curated record. Gene Ontology annotation, cellular component: membrane. Bases 436 to 2499 code for a protein of 687 amino acids. Gene Ontology annotation, biological process: intracellular zinc ion homeostasis; zinc ion import across plasma membrane.